AAUAUAGCUCAAUAAUAGUAGAAGAUAGCAUGUCGUCAAGUUUAAAUCAUCUUUGCUCUUCUAUAAUUUCUGAAGGUUUUGGAGACAUUGCAGGUCGUGUGAGUCAAGUAUUGUUAGCUAAAGGGCAUACAUCAUUGUUCGAAUUAUCCCGACUAUCCAAAGAAAGAAUUCUAACUGUCAAAAAAUGCUUAUAUACCUUUAUUCAUCAUAAUCUCGUUACUUUUAAAAGAUCCACUUCCGGCACUUUGGAAUAUUAUAUUCACACUGACAUUGUUCUAAACAGGAUUUUAUUCCCAAAAUUUAUAUUUACAGCCAAAUCGUUAUUUGGCGAUACAGCUGAAUUUAUUGUUGAAGAAUUAUGCUUUCACGGAAAUCUAAGCUUAGAUGAUAUUGUUAAAAACAUAACUAUGAAAACUGAUGCUGAAGGGAAUAAUCAAAACAUCAAAAAAGAAGAAAUUCACCCUAUUUUCAUCAAAUUAGUCUCAGAACAAUUUAUCAAAAGAUUUCCUUCAGUUGUUGGAGUUGAAGAUGGUGUUCCUAUAUUUAGUGAGCAAAAGCACAAUUUGUAUUUUGUUCCACCAAUGGCAGAUAGUGAACCACCAGAAAAACGACAAAAAACUGAAGAAACAGAAAAUCUAGUUCUAUGGAUUAUAAAUUAUGAUAGAUUUCACAGAUAUUUAAGAGAUUGCCAAAUAGCAACAGCUUUUGAAAGACGAAUCGAUUCCAACGCCUGCGAAAUUAUUAAAAUAAUACUUCGAAUAAGUGAAACUAGAACGGAUCCUAAUUGCACAAGUACAAAAGGAAUUUCAAUGAUUGAAUUAUCUCCGAUUACAAAAAAAGAACUUGGAAUAAGUAAAGAUAUACUUACUCAGUAUAUGUCUCUUCUUGUUGAAGACUCUUUUAAUUGCGUCAUUAAGCUAGCCGACAGUGGAGAAGGAACAUAUGCAAUAGAUUUACCAAAAGCGAUGAAAAAUCUAGCUACUAGCCAUAUUGAAUCAAUAAUUCAAGAAAAGUUUGGUUCAAAAGCAUUUAGAAUAUUCAAAGUUUUAUUAUUAAAUGGAAAUUUAGAACAACAAAAGAUUGAGGAUUGCGUUAUGAUUCCAGCAAAGGAAGCUAAGGAAUUACUUUAUAGAAUGGUUGAACAGCAAUACGUUUCUGUAACGGAAGUACCUAAGACAAGUGAUCACGCUCCUAGAUCUACUUUUUAUUUAUUUUCUGUUAAUAUUGAUGCCCUAGCUAGGAAACUUGAAGAGAACUGCUAUAUGAUUUUGGGUAACCUCUAUUCAAGACGAGAUCACGAAGGAAAGAAAUCCAAGAGACUCUUAGAGAAACAAUCUAAAAUUGAAGCAAUCGCCCUACAAAUGACUAAUGCCUUAGAUCCAUCCGCUCCAGAUCACGCUCAAAAAUUAGAAGAAUGUCAAAAAGAAAUUGAAGAAAUGUCAACUGUUGGCGAGAAAGAACAAAUUGAAAGAUUAAGCAAAGCUUAUAGCCAACUCGAUCAAGCUGAGAUGCAAACAGAAGAACUACUUUUUAUUUUGAGGCAAUGCAUACAUUAUUCCAUUCCAAUGGAAAACGAUGUUAAAUCGAAAAAGAAAGCAAUAGAAGUUGACUAA
This is a messenger RNA of Dimorphilus gyrociliatus, 1613 nucleotides long. The record is from the annotation of a GenBank genome assembly. NCBI's taxonomy places the organism in Eukaryota, Metazoa, Annelida, Polychaeta, Dinophilidae.